CUAGGUAAUUCAUACAGAUUUUCAUGAUUGACCUCUUAUUGUCAUUAGCUAUUGUUCCACUAGCUGUUAUACCAUUAGCUAUUGUUUCUGUCAUCACCAAAGUUGUCUGAAUUACACUUUCUUUCAAACCACAUAACUCCUUAUAAAUCUACAGAACAACAGAAGGUUACCAACAAAGAAAUCCCUUUGAUGCUUAGCUACAAAUGCUUAUUGAAUUUAACAAUUUCCCAUUUGUGGGCUGUUGAGAUUUUCCUCAUCUCCCCUUUGAAAUUGUCAUUGAUCAGAAUUAUGAGCAAGAUGGAGCCAGAUGUCUUACAGAAGUCCUCUAUGUCACCACAAUUACUUUGUCAGCCCAAAUAAUGACCCCAUUUAAAGAGGCUGUGGAGGCUGGGAACAGCCUAUUUUCUCUAGAAGUGGCUACAGCACUGCUAUUUAUAUACUGGUCUGAUAUUUUCUGAUACAUUAAUGACUGCAGAGACCUCACAGGCCAAUAGUUUCUUGGUAUUCCUGGAUAGCUAGUUAUAACUUUCGUGUUCUCACUCGGUUUCAUUUUCUAAAAUAGCUCUUCUUUUCCAACAGUCACAUUAUUUUUUAUUUUUGGAACAGUCAGUACUAGGCUGGUAAUGUUCUGAUGUCUAGGGAUACUUGAAUGCAUGUCUGCUUAGUACCAAUAAUUGCUUAUUCUGUUAAAAAACCCUACAAUAGUUCAUAUUAAAUUUACUUCAAAAUGCAGCCCCAUAUACAGCUUAACUUAAUCUUUAAAAUAGGAACAGAUAUGGUAUGGCAUUCUAUUUUUUCCACCCCUCACUGAUUUCUAUGUAAUUUCCUCACAGUAUGUAUGUGGCUUCUAGAUGCAAGAUACAGGAUAUGUAUUUUUUCCUUUGCAUUUAGGGACAGAUUUACUUAUCUGUGCAGGAUGUGUGUGGUUGCAAGAGGUGGCAAAAUAAAGAAAAGAGCGCCUUGCACCACAGCGGAAGAGGAUAAAGCUUAUAAUCACAUUAAAUUUCUCGUGGCCUUAGGAAGCAGAAGAGGGAGAGGCUACGGAAGCUGUCACUCUAUUGCUGUUCCUUCUUCCUUCUCCUUCCCAGCAGAAUUAAUUUGAUCUGAGCUGCUCUGUUAGGUGUUGUCAUAAGGAUUUAUUACACAGUGCUUGGACUGACCUGUAAAGUUUUCUCUUUUGCAAAGAUAAAGUUUACUUACAUGUUAAGAGGGGUUGACCCAUUGAUUUUAGCCAUAUUGUGAUACUGUUUAUAAUUUUUCUUCUGCCCCAGGCCACGGGAACUUUUAACAAAGGGGUAAAAGUUGAAUUUUUGUGUCAGAAGAUAGUAAAAAAAUCACAUGAACAUAUGUGAGAUUUCUCGCUAUCCUUUCUGUUACAGAGAAGAAAGAAAUUCCUAAUAUAGAGUUUUAAGAUGAAAAGACUUACAAACUCAGGAUUCACCUGAGUGUUGCCAGCAUGCAUGUUUAAAGUUUUGGGUUGUGUUUAAUUUUAAAUUCUCUAAAUAAAUAUUUGCCCUUUUAGCCUGUUCUUAUUUCCCCCUCUCUCAUUCUUUUCAUCCCCUAGUUUUCACCACUUCUGGUUCCACCCCACCAAAUUUCCUCUCUGCGCUUCUUCACGUUCCCUUUUGCAUUAGUGCAGGUUCUUGAGUUCUUUAGAGAGACUGUAUUUCUUUUUAGAAAAGUUUAAUAAAAUGUCAUCCCUUUUCAAGUGAGUUUGAUGAACUGAACUGCAGAAUUAGCAUCUUCAUACAACUGAGGAACCUGUAAUUUGUGACUCAUACCUGGGAAUGUUUUCCAUUAUUGUUUUUAGAAAAGGACAAAAAAUUAUUUUUAAUAAUUUGUCUCCUCUGUAGGGAGAUUGGCACUUUAGAUAUGAAUAUAAACAUGUUAAUUGAAAAGAUAUAAUGUAUAUACAGAGUACAUCUAUAUGCCUGCACACACAGAGGUACAUGCCUGUCGUACGUGUAUGUCUUUUAAAUACCACUGGAUGAAAUUCUGCCAGGAAACUUUACAUGGUUUCUGCCAGGAAACUUUACAUGGUUUCUGCACUUCUAGAUAAGGCUCAAAGUCACCGGUGGUAUUGGCUGUGCCUGAAUUUAAAGAUUAUGGGAAAUGGCUAUAGCAAGCUGCCACAUAAAUAACUGGUGGAAAGUGAAAGGAGGAAGGUAGCUUGUGAGAAAGUAUUCAUCUCCAAAAUGCAGCACAGAGAGGUGGAAACAAAGGGAAGACAGAAUCUUAGAUGUUCACUCUGUACAUUAAGUCUAAUGGUGCUAUCAACAGCUUCAUAUGACAGGAAAUGAUCUGGGCGUUUUGUUCACUUAUUCUGGAUGCCCUUAGUUUCAGAGAGCAACUGGUAACAUGGAUUGCACCUCGGAAGGGGACAGCUGAACUCUCCCUCUGGCUUUAGUAAGGAAAGAGCAGCGAUGAAAUCCGUGGACUGUGUGCACGUCAUCCAACAGAAGGAUACCGCCUCCUCUCCCUCUGCCCCUCCUGGUGCUGUUUCAGGCGCCACGGGACUUUUUCCUGUCACAUUCCUGUGGCUUGCAAUGCUCCUGUCCUCUUGUCUUGCAGCAGUGUCUCUUUACCAUGUUAUCAUCCUGAAAACAGAGCUAGAAGCUCUGCGCAGCGAGCUGAUCUACAGCAUCCAGGCAAGGUCUCCGCUAGACCAACCCCUCGUGUCCCCUGAUGAAAACAAAGCAGGUAGCCCUGUUUCUUCCUUCCUGCAAGUGUCUGCAGCUGCCUCCAGGCAGGAGAGCAGGCUUGCUGGUACUGGCACAGCUGAGAGCUUCCAAAAGGAAAUCUGGAAUGGGAGUAGAAACAGGGGCAGGCGGUCUGUUGACAACACAGAAGAAAAAGUGCUGCAGGCCUGCUUGCAACUGAUUGCUGACAGCAAAAGUGAUAUCCAACAGAAAGAUGACUCAAGCAUUGUCCCUUGGCUCCUGAGCUUCAAACGUGGAACAGCUCUGGAAGAACAAGGAAAUAAAAUAGUGAUCAAAGAAACAGGUUAUUUUUUCAUAUAUGGCCAGGUUUUAUAUACAGAUACAACAUUUGCUAUGGGACACCUAAUACAGAGGAAGAAGGCUCAUGUGUUUGGUGAUGAUCUCAGCUUGGUGACAUUGUUUCGCUGCAUCCAAAAUAUGCCACAGUCUUAUCCAAAUAAUUCUUGCUAUACUGCUGGCAUUGCAAAAUUAGAAGAAGGGGAUGAGCUUCAACUUACAAUACCACGAAGAAGGGCUAAAAUAUCCUUGGAUGGAGAUGGUACUUUUUUUGGUGCAGUGAGACUCCUCUGAAGCCCUUCAUUUCUGUUUUUAUGCUUAAUGCCAAUUUCUUCUCUACCUAUGCCUUUGUCAGAAAAAAUAUUGAAUUGUAAUAAAGCUUCCAAUUCAGCCUCUCCCAAUUCACCACAGGCUUCUAAGAAUUUUUUUCACUUUAAUAUGCAAACCCAAAACAGGAAACAUACCAGACAUACUUGUGAUAUAACCACCAUGUGAUUACCAGAAAGCCAAUUUGUUUUAGACAAUGGGACACUCUAGAUAGCAACUAAAAAACAAUGAGGUUUUGGCUUUGAAACAAUUUGUUAUCCAUAUGGUAAACCAAAGGAGGAGUUGACCAAAAAUAACAGCAUGACCAGGACCACAGACUAUCAAAUUGUUAUCAAUUGAAAAGGAAAUCUAAAAUAAAAUUGUAUCCUAGAUUUGCAUUAUUUCAUCAGUAAAGUAUUUAAUACAUAAAGUGUGGAGAAAAAACACUGAACAGUAGAUUCCUCACCCCAAAAUGAAAUUGCCAGUUGUCGUGUUCUGAGUUUUGGAGUUUUUUCUUUCCCCAGAAAUACUGGGGGAGGAAAAAUUCUGAGUGUCUGGGAUAAUUAAAACAAGUAUACAGAAUUGUAGCCACCGUCUUGCUUCUUCCCUGUGAACAAAAAGUGAAUACAUUACUACAAUCUAUUAGCAUUCACUAAUUAGAAUUAAUUUGACUGGAAAAAGGACAUGUAAAACACUUCAACAGCUCAAUCUUCAAAGCAUUGCUACUUGUCAAGGAAUACAUGUACACUUCUAUGUAAACGAGGCUGGCACAGGAAGAAGCACAGUGAGAUUAGACACAAUGCCAUGGUUGGAAUUGGAUUUCUGGCUCCAUAAUUUCUGCAGUCAAACAUAGAUGUGUGUACAUAUACACAGAAUGUAGACAUAUCUGUAUAUAUUUGAGAGUAUGUAUACACACAUUGUCUUGGGCAUUUAGGAUAUAGGCAAUAAGAAUUUUAUCUUCUUUUGAGUAGUUUAUCUGAUGGAAAUACCACUUCAUACAUAUUUUUUAUAUUUCCCUCACUUCUUGCCAUGAUCCAUUCUAUGGAAUAUAGUAAGAAAUAAAAUCCAAUAGAUCUGGAACCAGCCAUUAAACUAAGAAAAUCCACUUGUAUCUCAGAGGCUUAUUCUGUGGUUUUGAAUAUAAUGCUUAACUCUGUUUUACAAAAAUAUUCAGAUCUGUAGAAAGAAUAAACAGAUGUCCUUUUUC
Haemorhous mexicanus (house finch) is the source of this 4509-nucleotide messenger RNA. RefSeq names its product TNF superfamily member 13b (gene TNFSF13B). NCBI's taxonomy places the organism in Eukaryota, Metazoa, Chordata, Aves, Passeriformes, Fringillidae. The coding region runs from base 2424 to 3290 and encodes 288 amino acids. The transcript is spliced from 6 exons. Gene Ontology annotation, cellular component: membrane. Gene Ontology annotation, biological process: immune response. Gene Ontology annotation, molecular function: tumor necrosis factor receptor binding; receptor ligand activity. The record is from RefSeq and is a predicted model, not a curated record.